Molecule: messenger RNA, 1668 nt
Organism: Candidozyma haemuli
Lineage: Eukaryota; Fungi; Ascomycota; Pichiomycetes; Serinales; Metschnikowiaceae
Product: 1-phosphatidylinositol 4-kinase
Exons: 3
Coding region: 1-1668 (555 amino acids)
Biological process (GO): endosome organization; phosphatidylinositol phosphate biosynthetic process; Golgi organization
Cellular component (GO): endosome; fungal-type vacuole membrane; plasma membrane
Molecular function (GO): 1-phosphatidylinositol 4-kinase activity
Source: RefSeq, a predicted model, not a curated record
AUGCCCCAACGUCAUGCUGACAAGCACAAUCUGCCGAAGUCGGGCGCUGAUGUCUUGGACGAGGUUGAGAAUCUGUCAUUGAGGACACCCACGAGGGUGUCGACGUCGUACUCUGGCGUGUCCCCGGUUGGUUCUAAUGACGACACCAGCUUUCAUCCUAUUCCUUUUCAGGGAAACAUAUUCAAUGGUGAGGAUGCAGAGGACGAGAAUCUAUCUCUGAGUAUGCCCAAUAUGGGCAGUACGCGUCAAUGGUUGACUCCUCGAAUGGCAAGACGGAAUUCAGAAACCACAUUGACUCAGAAGCGUCCUUCAAGGAGUUACCUUCUGUCGCCCAAGAAAUGGUUUGCAAGUGGGAAACGAAAGAAGAAGAAGAGCUUGGUGGUGGAAGGUCCAUAUAGCAUUGAGUAUUCGGUGUUCCGACCUAUUAAUUACUUGCCACAAAUCAAGUCAGAGGCUGACCUCAAUGAGCAUUUGGUAAACAUCUUGCGACAAGAGAACCCGAGGCAAGCAGCAGAGCAACCACCUGAAAACUUCAUCAGUGCUAAUGAUUUUGAGGCAUUGGUAUCUGCAAUGACCCAUGAUGUCGAACAUGACUCGGAAUUGAGGCCUGUAAGAAUCAGCCAGGGCUCUCUGGGAAGUUACUUUGUGAUUGGCAAGAGAGAAAAGGUCCUAGACAAUGACUCAGGAUAUACCCUUGAGAUUUAUAAAAGAGGAAUAUUCAAGCCAAAGGACGAAGAACCAUAUGGCCCCUUAUCGCCAAAAUGGUCAAAAUGGCUACAUCGUACAUUUUUUCCAUGUUUCUUUGGUAGAGCUUGCCUCAUCCCAAACUUAGGCUAUGUGAGUGAAGCAGCAGCUUGUGUGCUUGAUAGACAGCUUCUUUCGUUUGUUGUCCCGCACACAGACAUCAUUUAUUUGAAAUCCAGAGCAUUUUAUUACACAUUCUGGGAAAGGGUACGCUCAAAGCCACCAAAGUUUAAAAUUGGCUCCUUUCAGAUGUUUCUCAAUGGGUAUAUUGAAGCUCAGCAAUUUUUCAGCUUACAUCCCUUACCUACUGACAUUGAAAAACUUCCCACAAGCAAGGUCAUAGAGAUUGAACUGCCCCAGGCAAUCGAAGAGUUAGACCUACAAUUUCGCUGGACGAAGGAAGUCAUUCAGCAGUUCCAGGAGCAGCUUGAAAAAUUGGUCAUCCUUGAUUAUAUUAUGAGAAAUACGGACCGCGGUGCUGACAAUUGGAUGAUCAAACAGCACUACUUGCCACUUCUCACUUCUAGUUAUUGGUGGGAACAAACAAUUAUCAAACUUAGAAAUAUCUUUGAACAAGAUGCGGAUUUCAAAGAAAGGAUGUGGCUCAAGCAAGUUGCCGUGUUGAAGGGCCAGGCCUUCAACCUAGUAGAAGUGUUGAAGUCACCACAAGCAGGUCCUUUGGAGCUCACUCGAAGAGAGAGUCUUCUAAUUUGGGAUGAUGAGAUGCAUGUACCUAUUCAAGUCAACAACCGAGUCAUGAGUAAUGCUUUGGAAACCAGCAUUUACGAAGUGACCUCUGUGUCCGCAGAACCACAAUCGUCGAACAAUGAGACUACACCACUUCUAGAACCUCCUAAGAAAUCAAAAUCAGACGCUGGAAGUUUGAAAAGUGCUUUUAGCGAGAGUGAGCCUAUGCGCCCAUGA